GUAUCGCAAGUAACGAUGGGGUGCUGCUCGUCCAAGGCGCAGCUCUCGACGGUGUCGGAGCCGGCGAGGGCGCGCCCGCCGCAGCAACAGCAGCAGCGACAGCAGCCGAGAGGAGGACAGGCGCUUGGAGGAGGAAGCUUGCAGACCAACGGGCCGGAGCCGUCCGCCGCGGAGAAGAGAGCCCGCGCAGCUGAAGCGGCCGAGGCGCGCAAGGGCGACUGGCGCCAGGGAGGCCACGCCGACCCGGACAAGGCGCGCAGCAUGGCGCAGCGACGCAAGAAGGACGAGCUGCUGGCCAGGAUCUACAACAAAUACACGGCGCUGGGGCGGGAGCCGCCCAUCGGGCUGCCGUCCUGCGACGUGGACCAACUGCGCCGCCACCUCGAAACGCUGCGCUGAAGUUGAUACGAGACCGCUCGCGACGGAGCAUUUGCAAGAGAAUUUUGUUGAAUAUAUGACGGAGACUGCGACGCAGCCCGUGCCUACCUUACUUUGCUGGGACUCGUGUGUGGAUUGACAUUCGACUUGUCGACGUUGACCAUGUUGAGCUCGUCGGCACUCCAGACAACGAC
Phytophthora sojae is the source of this 572-nucleotide messenger RNA. RefSeq lists its product as hypothetical. The transcript has a single exon. The coding region runs from base 16 to 399 and encodes 127 amino acids. The record is from RefSeq and is a predicted model, not a curated record. NCBI's taxonomy places the organism in Eukaryota, Oomycota, Peronosporomycetes, Peronosporales, Peronosporaceae.